AUGAGGAAAUUGAAGCAGUUCAUAGCAGGGGAUGAGGAUGGCGACAGGGGAGAGAGCUUCUUGGAGGAAGAUUCAGAUGGGUCUUGUUCCCUCACUGCAACGCAGGAGAAUGUACGUUUUGCAGCUUGCCUUGCUGCUGGUCUGGCUUUCAUGUUCCUGUCAUUGAUUGUGUUUGUGAAACCCAUCAAGUUUGCCUUGUUGUUCACUUUCGGCAACAUAUUUGCUGUUGGAAGCACAGCCUUUCUCAUUGGAACUGGGCAGCAACUGACCAUGAUGUUUGACUCCACCCGUGUGUAUGCAACUUCCAUAUACCUUGGAUGCGUCGUAAUAUCACUUAUCUGCGCCCUUUUGAUCCACAACAAGAUUUUGACAUUGAUUGCUAUAGUAUGUGAAAUAUGUGCCCUGAUUUGGUACAGUUUGAGCUACAUUCCUUUCGCCCGAACGAUGCUGUCCAAUUUGAUGGUUCGUGUCUUUGACACAGAACUAUGACCAACCUGCAUUUCUCUCUCGCCAGGAGUUCCUUUGCUUCAUCAUUUUCAGAUGGUUUCUGACUUCACCUUGUGUUCCCCUCAUCAUUUGUAUAAAGACGAUGCAUUUGAUCUGAGUGCCUGGGAGAAGAAAUGCAGCACCAUGCCUCUUGCCAUUUGCUAUGUGCAAUGCAGUACUUUGUCUUUCUUUCUUUUGGACCCCUCCUCUACAUGAAUUGCUUUGCCGGGCACUGAAGAAACAGAUUUAGCAAUGUACCCUGUUAUCGAAUUGGGUUCUCGCCGAUUGGGCUGGGC
Molecule: messenger RNA, 782 nt
Organism: Linum tenue
Lineage: Eukaryota; Viridiplantae; Streptophyta; Magnoliopsida; Malpighiales; Linaceae
Source: the annotation of a GenBank genome assembly